AUGCAAUUGACCCAGCGUCUGAUCAGCGCCAACAGCGAUCAUGGAGAAUUUCAAUCAGCGACCGCAAACAACAAAGUCCUCAUGUCAACAUCGUUCACAACCGACUAUACCCUCACGGUGCCGUCGGCACAAUGUACCGCGAAUUACGUGCUCACCAAUUACUGGGGAAGUGUCCUCAUCUUCGGGACCGCUCUAUUGGUACUGCCGAGCUACAUUUCGACACUAAUGUGUUUCAUGUCGAAAAAUACUCUCGGUUUCUCCAUCCUCGUGUGCUUCCUCGUUUUCUACCUCGUGAUGGUGAUUUGGUCUUUCGCGCUCACUCACUCGACAGCUCCGCCAAGCAUACCGGAGCGUUAUUAUUUCACUAAAGAGGAGAAUGCCUUCGUUCAAGACUACGAAAAAACCACCGAAGUAGAAACUCGUCAAUCAAUGCAUGAACGAUUGAGCGAUAUGGCGAGGCGACGAGGCAUUCGCACAUGUGCUAGAGACGGGAGCGUGAACUACUGCAUAACUUGUAAAAUUAUCAAGCCCGAAAGAACCCACCACUGCAGCAUCUGUCAGCAAUGCGUCCUCCGCAUGGAUCACCACUGCCCCUUUUUCGGCAACUGCAUCCACUUCGAGAACGCCAAGUUUUUCUUACUGACGCUGUUCUAUGGAUGUCUCGGAGCGAUAUACGUCCUCGUGACGGGGGUCGCUUGCUUAUCCAUGAGGUCCUCGAUGCCCGAAUGCAGCAAUCGUUCCUUCUUCUGGUUCGGUGCAAUGACUCUCUACUGCGGGCUCCUGGCGAUUCUCGUCAGUCUUUUCUUCGCCUUUUCGAUGAAAAACGCGAUGCACAACCAGACCACCUUGGAGUCGAUGUCAGACAUCGUGUUCAUCGACGGCAAGCCGCAUUCGUACGAUUUGGGUUCGGUGCGCAGUAACUUGAAACAGAUCUUUGGACCUAUCUCCGUACUCUGGCUGGUUCCGGUCCAUACCACCCCCGGGGAUGGCACGGAUUUCCCUCUACGAGAUGACUUGACUUCGAUCGAGUUCACAUGA
Molecule: messenger RNA, 1038 nt
Organism: Galendromus occidentalis (western predatory mite)
Lineage: Eukaryota; Metazoa; Arthropoda; Arachnida; Mesostigmata; Phytoseiidae
Product: palmitoyltransferase ZDHHC15B-like
Exons: 1
Coding region: 1-1038 (345 amino acids)
Molecular function (GO): palmitoyltransferase activity
Source: RefSeq, a predicted model, not a curated record